AUGAACUCUAACCUGCAGAGAGAGAAGGAGGAGGAGUUCUCCCGACUGCAGGAACAGAAAGAGGAGAAGGAGGAGGAGAUCUCCCGACUGCUGAAACAGAAGGAGGAGAAGGAGGAGGAGAUAUCCCGACUGCUGAAACAGAAGGAGGAGAAGGAGGAGGAGUUCUCCCGACUGCAGAAACAGAAGGAGGAGAAGGAGGAGGCGUUCUCCCGACUGCAGGCCACAUACAGCAGUGAGAUUUGCUUCUCCAAUUACACCAAUAAGACAGUGGAUGUGACUCUAGAUCCCGAAACUGUGAGUCCAAAUCUCAUCCUGUCUGAGGAUGUGAAGCAAGUGAGAUAUGGAGAUAAACAGAAUGUUCCUGAUAACCCAAAGAGGUUUGAUGCUCCAUGCGUCCUGGGAAAGGAGGGUUUCUCCUCAGGGAGAUUUUACUAUGAGGUGCAAGUUGGGGAGAAGCCUGAGUGGGCUUUAGGAGUGGCCAAAGAGUCUAUCAACAGGAAGGGGAAGAUUACACUGAGCCCUGGGAAUGGAUACUGGACCAUAUGGCUGAGGAAUGGGACUGAGUACAGUGCCAACCCCUCUCCCCCUGUCCCCCUCCCCCUGAGAGAGAAGCCCAGGACAGUGGGGGUGUAUGUAGAUUAUGAGGGGGGUCAGGUCUCCUUUUACAAUGUAGAGGCCAGGUCUCAUAUCUACUCCUUCACUGGUUACACCUUCAGUGACAAACUUCUUCCAUACUUCUGGCCUGGUAUCAAAGAUGUUCGAGUAAAUAUACCCUUAAUCAUUAUUUUUCCUGUCAGUCGCAGAGACUGAAUGAACUUUGAUGCAUAAAGGCAUGGCAUAUUUAUCUUUGCUAGUUCAGAGCACUGUCUCUUUGAUACCAUACAUGAUAUUCUCAGACGCUUACACCAUUGUAAGAGUUUCUGUAGUUAAGUAUAUUUAGAAGGUAAA
Megalops cyprinoides (Indo-Pacific tarpon) is the source of this 948-nucleotide messenger RNA. Its product is annotated as E3 ubiquitin-protein ligase TRIM39-like. Bases 1 to 810 code for a protein of 269 amino acids. The transcript is spliced from 3 exons. The record is from RefSeq and is a predicted model, not a curated record. NCBI's taxonomy places the organism in Eukaryota, Metazoa, Chordata, Actinopteri, Elopiformes, Megalopidae. Gene Ontology annotation, molecular function: protein binding.